Trichoderma virens Gv29-8 is the source of this 1503-nucleotide messenger RNA. RefSeq lists its product as uncharacterized. The record is from RefSeq and is a predicted model, not a curated record. The transcript is spliced from 2 exons. Lineage: Eukaryota; Fungi; Ascomycota; Sordariomycetes; Hypocreales; Hypocreaceae. Bases 521 to 979 code for a protein of 152 amino acids.
CCAAAGCCCGGCUCCUUGACGUCAAUUGCGCUCCGUACGUAAGUGCGAAACCUGCCGCCUCGCGACUUAUUUACCGCAUCUCACACGAAACCCCAGAGCAACGUCUGCCACCAUGUCCGAGACCGCCGCCCCUCGCUCUCCAAGCGCCAUUUCCCGGCCCGUCAGCGAAGCGCUUCUCAACGAGAAGUGGGAUCGCUGCCUCUCCAACCUCCUCGUCAAGUCCACCCUUGGUCUCGGAUUCGGCGUCGUCUUUUCUGUCCUCCUGUUUAAGCGAAGAGCUUGGCCCGCGUACCUCGGCGCCGGCUUUGGUGCCGGACGAGCCUACGAGGAGUGCAACUUCAACCUGAAGCAGGCCGCUCGAGACCUGAAGAAGCCCUCGGCAUAAAGAAACAAAAUAAGGGACGAAGAGAGCUGUGGUUAGGAGAGGGAAGAUACAAAAAAGGAGAAAUGGUGGACCGGAAGAAAAAUCCCAGUGGUGUAUAAAUUGCACGGACGAGGAAAUAGAAGAUGGCACCGGCCGAUGAGGCAUAGAGGCUGCGUCGCGAGCUAUUUUGGUCGGACAGCAUCAAAUUCUGGUGGACAAAUCAAAGUUUACUGGUUUUUAUUUUGUUUUGUUCUACUAUGUACAACAAUUUUUAUCCAAACGAUCUCGAUCCUCAAAACGCCGGCCCCCAUGACACGUGAACACCGAAGCUCAACAUCUCGACACAUAAAUAAAGCGACGAACCGCAGUCUGUUUGUUGGUGUGUUUGGUUUGUUUGGUUCUUCCAAGCUGCAUACAAGCAAAUCAUCAAUCAUGCGAGCUGAUCUCUUUUGUUAUUUCCAUUCAUGUCGUCGUCUCUUCCCUUCCUAUGACAGGGUUGUUUUUUUCGUAAGCGGGCACAAGCCAAUUCCAACGCCAAUUCCAAUGCAUAAACGCCGUUUAAAUGCAGCUCCAAAAAUGUUUCGAUAUGAAAGCUCUCUACCAGGAAAUACCUAGGUAGAGAAGCUAGUCUUUUUGUGGUGGUAGACAAGACCAUGAGCUCCUCAAUGGAAGCAAUGCAUUGCGAAUUUUCUGAUAUUGUAAAAAAGGAAGACAAAUGACCCAGAGCCAAGGUUGGGGCUUUCAAUGGAUGGUGCCCUUGUAUCCUCGCGGCAGACCUCUGUUUAGGCAGCGCGACCGAGUCUUAUAGGAUUCGGCACUUAGGCUUAGCUUGCGGGAUUGGCUGUAGACAUCGAGAUUGAAGAGAAUAAUGGCACCAAGCACCGACACGAGGAAGAGCACCUCGGCAGCGAGAAGCAUAAUCUCGAGCCGGAUGUCUUCCAAAGAACGCUGGAACUGCACUUCAGACAUUUUCGGCGAUGAUGUUGUGUGUUGUGUUUAUGUUUGUGUUUGUGUCUGUGUCUGUGAAUGACGCUGACGCUGAUGCCCAAACUGUCGGUGUGUAGUACAUGGACAGCCUCAAAGACGGGGAAUUGGGAAUGAUAGCCUUAUCAGCUUCUGGCGUGGGUGCAAGUGGAAAG